AUGGAAGCCAUGAUCAAGGGAGAGAUGGGAAGCGUAUGGGAUAGGCUCGGCAAGGUUGAAAGGACCCACAAACCACUUGCCCCCUCAUUUUUCGGAGACAAAAUCCCUCUCCCUUAUAUCAAGGCACUCCUCAAAGCGACUAUUGUCAGCCUCACGUAUGACCACCUUGAUAGUUUUUGCUAUGCCAUUGAUGGCCAGGAGGGGAAUGAGGCGACCAAAUACAGACUCUUCCGAACUACCUUGAAAGGAGCAGCCCUGAACUGGUUCAAACAGCUGAAUCUCGAAUCCAUCGGCUCGUUUGCCCAGCUGCGUUGGGCAUUCCUGGACAGGUACAUGAUCAUAUCAAGUCGGUUAUAUACUGCUACUUAUCUCUCGAAUAUACGACAGAGAAAGGAUGAAUCCCAACGAGAUUAUGUCACCCAUUUUAACAAAGAAUAUUCUCGCUGCGAGGGUUGUGACGAGGCAACGGCUUAUAAUGCUCUCAUGAGAGGCUUCUAG
Messenger RNA from Prunus armeniaca (apricot), 498 nucleotides. NCBI's taxonomy places the organism in Eukaryota, Viridiplantae, Streptophyta, Magnoliopsida, Rosales, Rosaceae. The record is from the annotation of a GenBank genome assembly.